AUGGCGACGCCGGGCAUUGCUACGCUUGCGACGCCUCUGAGGGCACCUGUGCUACCUGUGCUUCGACCCUUCGAGGAGCGACAGCUUGGAGGAGCUACCUCAAGGCCAGCCACUUUGCCACAGCUUCAAGCCGGUGCGGCCACUUCCAGUAGAGGAGCCGCAGCUCUUUUUGGUCUCCCCAAGGCAGCUUCCAGCGGACUCGCGCUGGGUGUGUUGUGGAGAUGGUCCGCCAGGCGGAGAGCUACCACGCACGGACACCUGCGUCGCCGAGCCGAAGGCGCUCAGGCGGUGAAGAUCAAGGAAACCAAGAGCAUGGAGGCGACGGAGAAGGACAGCGAGGCGCCAAAAGAAGACGACAUGGAGCCGUUUUUCGAAGAAGUUUCGGGAGACGAUCCAAUGGUCAUGGAGCUUGAGGAACGACUGAAGAAGAUGAACAACGAUAAGUCCUUGACCUUGGAUAUGGUCUUGAACCCUGGCACCAUCGUGAAUACCGAGCGGGAGGUGAUCCUGCUGAAGGCUCAGCUCAAGGCCACGCCAGAUGAAGAGAUGGAGAAGAUCAAGGAGUUGGAGGACAAAAUCGAAGAAAAGCAGAUGAAGAUUGUCAACGAAAUGAAGUUGGUCAUGACGAACAACUUGAAACUCGAGUUUCUCGUCCAGGCCAUUCUGUCCAUUUUUGCCUUCGGAGCCAUGUGCUACGAUGCCUUUCCCUGGGUGCCAGAUCUCACAUGGGCGGGGAUCAACGCCAGAGGUUCGAUGCUAGCGUUGAAACUCUUCGGCAUUUGGGGCUUGUGGCUCUUCACUGUGCCCGCGCUACGUGCUCGGAAGCCUGGUGGUCCCUAUGGCAUGGGGUACGAGGAGAAGCGCGCCCUGGACUUGUCCUUCCUGGUGCUUCCCUUUAUUUGCAUCUUUGGCCCUGUGCUCUUCCAGGAAGCUUCGGCUACUUUCUGGCUCUCCUUGGCGACGCUGGGUGGCCUCUACGUGUGGAGCUUCAACACACCACUGUCAGAUGGUAAGAUCCAACGGGGCGCUGGCCAGGACUUAAACUUGCCAGAGCCCGUGAUGUGGGCCAUCAAGGCCCUUGACUUUGGCACCGGUUCAGAGCGCGGCGCUCGAUCGGAAGAUCUCACGUGGCAGGCCCAACUGGCAGCGUACGAAAAGGCUGGGGAGGAGCUUGCGAAGCUGAAAGCUGAGAAGCAGAAAACGGCCGAAUCGGUCGACAAGUCUGCGAAGUCUGAGUGA
Cladocopium goreaui is the source of this 1239-nucleotide messenger RNA. The record is from the annotation of a GenBank genome assembly. NCBI's taxonomy places the organism in Eukaryota, Dinophyceae, Suessiales, Symbiodiniaceae.